CAAUGUUGUGUCUCUGUUGGUAGUGUUUUCCCUAUUUUUUGUAAUUCAGACUCAGGCAGUUCCUUCCAAUGGAGAAAAUGUGACAACUGAUGGUAAUAUAACGCAUCUAUCCAGGAACGAUAACCAGGAAAGUAACAACUAUACAAUCUCUCCUACAACGGUUAUAAUUACUACAACGAAAGCUCAUACUGACCCCAAUACCACAUCUCGUAAUCAACAUAAACUCGACAGAAGGAAAAGUGACUACGGCGCAACUUACAAUACAAUUUUGAAAACGUUAGCACUGGAACAUGGAAUGAAGUUGGAAAAUCUGGAUGCUGUAUUGCAGAAAUUGGGAGUGAAAGAUUGUUCAAGGCAUUCUCGGCACGAUCAUAAGUGUAUCACAGUCGAAUCCUUACGCGAAAUUUACAAUAUAAAACGAAACACUACAAUCAACGAACAUGAAUUCGCCGAGAUGUCGACAAUGUUACUCUACUCCAUACUCUCGACAAGAACUGACAUUCCAAGAAUACUGACGAAGAAAGUUGAUCUGUAUGAAGAAUUGCAGAAUAUUUAUUCCAAGAAUGGAAUAUGUGAACAAAUUUUGGAUCAGAUUUUAAAAGAUCUGAAUCAGUCAGUUGGAAAUGAACUGGAUAAACAACAGUGUUUCUCUGCAAACGAUCUCUUACAAGAACUCAACAUCUCCGGCGAAGCAGACAUUGGUAAAGCAAUGAUUCCUGAGUUGAGCAUGAUUAUCAUCUCAAAACUUCUCCAACGACAAUGUAUUGAAGUGCGAUAUCAAAAUCCCCUCCCUUGCUCUUCAUACUUUGUAAACCACUUAUUUGAAGAGUACGCAAAAAAUGACAUUAUUAACAAGGAAAACGUGCAAAAAUUGAUGAAAAAUCUUAAAAUUGGAAAACACGAGGAAAAUAGCGACAAAGUUAGCACAACAAUGAAAGCACCAGAGGAUAAAUUAGCUCGUAGAAAAAGGCAGAUUGUUGAAAGUUCUCCUCAUCGGUCUCGUCUACCAAGGUUGGCAUCUCUACCUGAUGCGGGCAGCACAGAUACUGCAAUGGAUACAAAUAUUUAUGAGAAGUGCUAUUCUGCAGAGGAGUUGUUUUCGAUCUAUCAUGUAGAAGAAAAUGAUGGAUUUAAGAGGGAAGGUUUUGAGAGUUUAUCUGUAGCUCUUCUUGAUCAAAUAGAAAGCGGCGUUUGUGAUUCUGAUACUGAUGAUGAAGAUCUUGAUGAAAAGGAGGAUAGCAGGAAGAAACCAGAUGAUAUGUUAGUGUGGGGUUUUGGUCUAACAGCCGUCUCUGCAGUCAGUCUUAUAUCACUUUUCAUGAUUAUUCCAUUGUUGAGAACAACAUUCUACAGAAAGUCUCUGGUGUUUUUGAUUGCUCUGGCUAUUGGGACCUUGGUUGGGGAUUCAAUGUUUCAUCUCUUGCCUCGGGCAACUGGUUUCAGCUAUGCAGAAAAGGAUAAGGAUUAUUACUGGAGGUUUUUUUCCAUGCUUGGUGGAAUUUAUGGAUUCUUUUUAUUUGAGACUACCGCUCAUCUUCUUCUUAGACAAACGCAUACCGUCGAGAUUACACCAAAGAACAAGAAGUACAUUGAGAAAAAUACCGUGAUUCCUAAAACAGACGACAAGAACCAAAACAAGGUGGAUCUAUCAUCAAUAGUUGUGGCUAAUAAGAUGACUGAGAAAGAAGCAGAACCGAAAUUCUCAAAUGGCAAUCAAUUUGACAUGGAGGAAAACUUCGAUGACGAGAAGCAUAUUGCACCCAUGGCUUGGACAGUUAUCAUCGGAGAUACAUUGCAUAAUAUUGCAGAUGGCAUUGCUAUUGGUGUUGCAUUCAGUGAUAGUAUUGUUACUGGAGUUGGCACUUCAAUUGCUGUUUUAUGCCAUGAAGUUCCUCAUGAACUGGGUGAUUUUGUUGUGUUGCUGUCUGCUGGAAUGAGUGUACGUCAGGCUGUUAUUGCAAACUUUGUCUCUUCAUGUUUCUGUUUUAUGGGACUGGUAUUUGGUAAGUUGAUUGGACAAAUUGAAGAUGUCAAUUUGUGGAUUCUUGGUGUCACUGGAGGAUUCUUCCUUUAUAUUGCACUAACAAACAAGUUGCCAGAACUGAUGCACGUCACCGAGCAAAGUGACCAAUCCAAGAUCACGUUAUUCCUUUUACAAAACAUCGGUGUUAUCGUUGGCUUUGUUGGGAUGUUCUUUUUGGCAUAUUACAAGAAAGACAUCAAUAUUUAGCAGUAUUCGCUCUAAAGUAAUUAUGUAAAAUUGCUUUCCUCAUCAGGGGAGCUCGAAUUGCAGAAUCAUAGUAUAAAGCAUAUUGUUGCCUGUUAACUCAGAUUAGUUGCUAAUCUUCUUUACGACUUUAUCGGACCUUGUCGAGAUGUUUGCUCAAUUCUGUACGUGCGUGAGAGAUCAGUAUUGCGCCGAGGAGAGGCUGCUACACCCUGCCCCUGAUACGUCCAAAUAGCGUGUGGAGAAAAUCAACCAAUAUUCUAUAAAUAUAUAUCAAUUGUAAUUGCUUCU
Dendronephthya gigantea is the source of this 2518-nucleotide messenger RNA. RefSeq names its product zinc transporter ZIP14-like. Gene Ontology annotation, biological process: intracellular zinc ion homeostasis; zinc ion import across plasma membrane. Lineage: Eukaryota; Metazoa; Cnidaria; Anthozoa; Malacalcyonacea; Nephtheidae. The transcript has 10 exons. The record is from RefSeq and is a predicted model, not a curated record. Gene Ontology annotation, molecular function: zinc ion transmembrane transporter activity. Gene Ontology annotation, cellular component: membrane. The coding region runs from base 296 to 2230 and encodes 644 amino acids.